AUGCGCCAGCGAUGUUUGGAAACGUUUUUGCGGGUUCUGUGUUCGCUGCCCUGGCUGACACGACGGCAGCAAUGCCAUUUUUCCUUUUCGGGAGGUUGUCAAGAUGAUCAAGGCUCUGAUCUUCGUAGUCUUUUCAGCGCAGCACAAGCCACUGCAGAGAAGGAGGGCACUCGCUUGGCACUGCUCCGCCUCUUGCUCUUUUCCGGCCCCAUGGAUGGCGCCUUUUGCAUGGUGCUGGGCCUGUUGGGAGUGAGCCCGCAGCACUUCAUGCUUGGUCACACGUUGGCCUCGUGGAGGUUCUCGCUGGAAUAUGCCUGUUUCGGAGCCAUGCUGACGAAUGGUUGGGGUGAGCAGGCCGAGUUGCUGGUCAUCUUGCGGCUGGUUCUUGCGCUCAUCUCGGGGAUCCUGGUUACAAGCUUCGCAGCCCCGGUCAGCGAGCAGUUGUGA
This is a messenger RNA of Effrenium voratum, 447 nucleotides long. Lineage: Eukaryota; Dinophyceae; Suessiales; Symbiodiniaceae. The record is from the annotation of a GenBank genome assembly.